AUGGAUAGAAUAGAGUUUACUGUGAACAAGAAAAAAUAUACCGUGGGCCAUGAAGUAGACUCAGAUGUGACAAUAAACGACUAUCUCCGUAAACAUCUCAACUUGAACGGCACCAAGUACAUGUGUCAGCAGGGGACCUGCGGUGCUUGUAUUGUUAAUGUUACCAACAACGACAUUUAUGGACAUCGACGGACAUUUUCUGUUAACUCUUGUUUGGUCUCUAUAACUCAAUGUGAUGGUUGGGAUAUCACGACUAUAGAAGGUGUUGGUGACCGUCAAGGUUAUCAUCCAAUACAGAAGACUCUAGCGGAAUACAACGGCACACAAUGCGGCUACUGUAGUCCUAGUUGGGUCAUGAGUAUGUACAGUUUACUUGAAGAAAAUAAUUAUAAAUUAACUAAAUACCAAAUAGAAGAUUCUUUUGGCAGCAAUACAUGCAGAUGUACAGGAUACAGACCAAUACUUGAUGCUUUCAAAAGUUUUGCCCACGAUGCUCCUGAACCAAACCUCACUGACAUCGAAGAUUUGAAAAUUUGCAGUGAUAAAGAUAAAUGUGAACUAACACUUGAUAAUAACUGGUGUUUAUUACAUAAAGAGAAUAUUGCUCGUAAGAAUAAAAAAAUACUUUUAAAAGAUGAUAGAAUCUGGUACAGGGUUAAUGAAAUACGAGAUAUAUUUGAAGUGUUUAGUACUGAAGGAACAAACUCUUAUAUGCUAGUUAAUGGAAAUACUGGACGAGGUAAGUUAAAAUAA
This is a messenger RNA of Papilio machaon (common yellow swallowtail), 753 nucleotides long. RefSeq names its product aldehyde oxidase 2-like. The record is from RefSeq and is a predicted model, not a curated record. Gene Ontology annotation, molecular function: iron ion binding; oxidoreductase activity; 2 iron, 2 sulfur cluster binding. The transcript has 4 exons. The coding region runs from base 1 to 753 and encodes 250 amino acids. NCBI's taxonomy places the organism in Eukaryota, Metazoa, Arthropoda, Insecta, Lepidoptera, Papilionidae.